CAUCAGCAACAGUUAGCAGUGCAUAGCUGUGCGGUUCAUGUUGUGAGUAAAGGACGCUAAAAAGCAGAAUGUCUGAACAAAGGAUAACUGUGACAGUCGCAUACGGAUCCACUAAGCACAGCAUCACACUACCAGGCCAAGAUGACGGCAAGGGUCCCACUGUUAAAGACCUGUCUGAUGCUCUCACUCAGGCCACUGGAGUCCCAUCUGCCUCACAGAAACUCAUCUUUAAAGGGAAAUCACUAAAAGACAUGGAGGAGAGUCUAUCCAGCUAUGGAGUUAAAGAAGGCUGCAAACUCAUGAUGAUUGGAAAGCGAAACAGUCCCGAGGAAGAAGCUGAACUGAGGAAGCUGAAAGACAUCGAGAAGUCUGUGGAACAGACAGCUAAAAAGCUGGAGAAGGUAGAUGGGGAGUUGACUGGCCUAAAAAAUGGCUUCCUGGCCAAAGACCUUCAAGCAGAGGCGCUGGGUAAACUGGACCACAGAGUGAAAAUAGCAGCUGAGCAGUUUAUGAAGAUCCUGGAGCAGAUAGAUGCUAUGAGUGUCCCAGAAAAUUUUAAUGACUGCAAAACGAAGAAAAAGGGCCUUGUAAAGACAGUGCAGGAUUUCCUGGCACAGUGCGACAAGAUCGAGGCUUGCAUAUCAGACCACCUAUCAAAGAUCCAGUCGAAAAACCUUGCCCUGGCAGAGUAGUUAGGUCUCCCUCAUCACGUGCUAUAUAUUGCUCUGUGAGCAAUUUCAAAGUAUACAGAGAGCUUCAGGUGUGAAGCUCAUCUUGGUUUAUUUAUUGUUGGUGUGAUGUGUAGGACAAAGUCUUCAUCACAAAAGUUCCUGUGAAAAGAAGGAUGCUGGCAACAGAUUGUCUGGAUUAAAGACAGGUAUGAAGUGUUGAAACCACAGACACUCUUUGAAAAGAUCAGAGGUGCUUUGACCUGCAGCAGAUUAUGUAGAUACCUUCAAACAUCCAGUCCCAAUGGUGAAGAGAAUCGCCAAUACCAAAUACCCAUGGAAAAUUCACCUGUGUGUCACCUGUUAUCUCUCAAACUGUACAAUAACAGAGAGAACAUGUUCUUCUCUCAGUGUGCACCUUAUGGCCAAAAGUAUAUGGACUUCCCAACAUUGUACCAUGUUGAAAUUCCAAAAUAAUACAGAUAAUCUACAUUAAUAGCUGCAUCCACUCUUGUGGGAAAGCUGUUUUCAAGAAUUUGCUAACUCUGUUCAGUCACAAGAGCAGUAGUAUGUUGAGUAAUAUUCUGUGGGGUUCUUGUCAAUCUCAAAUGUGUUGGAUGCGAUCAGAAGCUGGUCUCUGUGCAGGCCACACAAGUUCAUCCACGCCACCUGAACAUUCAACAUGGGGUUUGUUGAUGUGAGGGAAGGGAUCUACUUUAAACUAGGACUUAAAUCAUAUUUGAUCAUCACUGAGUAUUUUAACUUUGACUAAAAAUGUGAAACAUUUCCAAUGUCAGCCUUACACUAUUGAGCUUCUGCAGCUUUUCUUCAUAUCACAAAUGGAUAUCUUUGGAUUUUAGAGUGCCAGUCUCACAAAAGCAAUGUGGUGGCUUUUAAAAAUGUUAUAAGCAUUUUGGACAAUAUAAUUACAUUUUAUUGACCAAAGAAUAAAGUGAUUAAAAAAAGAAUAGUUUUUUUGUAGCCCUAUCCCAUAAAAUUAAAACAGCCUGCAGAUGACACGGUGCUGUCCACAUACUUUUGGUCAUAUGUUGCAUUUAUUAUUCUAAAUCAUCGACAAACUUUUGUUAAAUCUAGCAUCUGAUCCCAUGUGAUCAUAUGUCUUUGAAACUUGUGUGGAACUGUAAAUUGCUUUAAACCAUCACUCAGUCUGACACAUCAUAUCCAUGUUCCUUUGUUUUAAAAUAAACCUUUUUGAAAAGUGAA
Messenger RNA from Stegastes partitus (bicolor damselfish), 1892 nucleotides. It is a transcript of the gene bag1, whose product is annotated as BCL2 associated athanogene 1. Gene Ontology annotation, biological process: protein stabilization. Gene Ontology annotation, molecular function: adenyl-nucleotide exchange factor activity; protein-folding chaperone binding. Lineage: Eukaryota; Metazoa; Chordata; Actinopteri; Pomacentridae. Gene Ontology annotation, cellular component: membrane; cytosol; cytoplasm. The coding region runs from base 69 to 692 and encodes 207 amino acids. The transcript is spliced from 7 exons. The record is from RefSeq and is a predicted model, not a curated record.